CAAUGGGCCUACGAGUUUUAAUUUUCGACGCGGGAACAGGCAAUUUGUCGCCUGUCUCUGUCCAGCGCGGUUGGGAUAACAAUAACAAUAACAACAACAACAACAGCAACAACAACAACAUUAAGAACAAUUGCCUAGUUGCCUGGGUGGCUGGCUGUCAGCCAAGUGGAGCAGCAGCGGCAGCACAAAGUCUGGGUCUAAGUACGAUUAACGGCAUGAGUUUUGUAUAUUAGAGGAAGCGCACAU
Drosophila grimshawi is the source of this 246-nucleotide messenger RNA. RefSeq lists its product as uncharacterized. The transcript is spliced from 2 exons. The coding region runs from base 3 to 233 and encodes 76 amino acids. NCBI's taxonomy places the organism in Eukaryota, Metazoa, Arthropoda, Insecta, Diptera, Drosophilidae. The record is from RefSeq and is a predicted model, not a curated record.